This is a messenger RNA of Closterium sp. Yama58-4, 2850 nucleotides long. Lineage: Eukaryota; Viridiplantae; Streptophyta; Zygnematophyceae; Desmidiales; Closteriaceae. The record is from the annotation of a GenBank genome assembly.
AUGUGCCGCACACCAUUCCCUGCACACACGUGUUACCUAACCAUUGACGUCGCCUUAAGUGCUGACAUUCGAGCAAUUCUGGCCAAUCCUGUUUCGCAUCGGCGAAUUCGGAGGUUACCAUGGGACAGAAUUGAUCGCGAAUGGGUGUCAGCAGCCAAUGGCAGACUUAGCCCACACACUGGCAGAACUGCAGGCCCUCACCAAGGCAGCGCCAUGCCGUACCCGUUUGCGCUGUACGCAUGUGAGUGGUGCCGUCGCCGCUUCACUUCACGGUCGGCGCUGUUUGCUCACAAAGCUUGCAGCGGGAUGUGCCGUCGCAUACGCUCUCGUUACAUUCGGAACGGCUCCAGCCGCUCUCGGUUUGUCCUUUCCCUUCGUGCGCCCGUGCCGCAAGCCACGACCUCGGCCGACGCAAGAGACAACUCCGACGACGACGAUCCUCCCGAUGCCAUGGCUAACACCGCUGACCAUCUAGACCAGGCAAGUUCGAGUGCUGCCGAGCCCGAGGCUGAAGAACUGACGGAGGCGGAGGUUCGUGAAGCAGUAGAGACCGAGGAACGAGAGGCCACAGUCGCGGAGGCAGACCGCGUUCCAGAGGCGGACUUUCGUCCCACAGAGAGGUUCGACACGCUGAUGGAGGUUUUUCGCUUCAUCAUUGGAUGCAACAACGGCCGUGGUUUGUCCAACGACAGCACCGUUUGGCUGCUGAAUCUACUGAGGGAGGAGCGCCUGAACCUUGCGCUGCUCCAGCACUGGAACACACUGCAUGCCGUCGUGAAGUACGGCCUGUCGCAGCUCAUGGCGACGCGCGAGUAUGAAACCCACGCGUUUACACUGCCGAACUGGCCCACACCCUUUGAGGUCACGGCAACCAGUGGCAAGGAGGUGAGCGAGCUUAACUACGCAUUGCAAUAUGCUCUGAUCCUGUCACCACUAAACCGUGGCCCCGAUUUGUCUUGCUGCAUCCACCCCAUGGUGCAGGCUGUCCUAGAGCUGCUGCGGAACCCCGCCAAUGCGGAAGGGUUCGUUCUCUUCGCACGUGAGGAGAACUAUGGGGCUGGUCGCACCUACUCCACACUCGAGACUGCCACUUAUUGGGAGGAAGCCCAACGUGCAGCGGUGGCGAUGUUCGGGGAAGGGACGGUGGUGGUUCCCAUCAUCCUCUCCAGCGACGCCACCAUGCUCAGCGGAAACGAGCGUACCAAGGUGUGGGCGGUCUACAUAAGCAUCGCCAACAUCCCGCUCCACCGCCGAUGGCAAGAGUGUGGCAAGCUGCUGUUGGCGAUGUUGCCAUUCCCGCUGAGCCAGAUGACCCCAACCGAGAAGACGGCUUUGUUCCAGGCCGCGAUGAAGAUAGUGCUUGCUGACCUUGUAGUCGCCUCACACACGGGCAUGGCGGCGACGGAUCCCAAUGGGGUCGCGCGGUUUGUGGUGCCGCUUCUCUUCUCCUAUGUGGCUGACUACCCGGAAACCUGCAAAGUGUCAUGCACCCAGCAGCUCGGGUCUGUGAGACCGUGCUCCCUCUGCUAUGUGCAGCGGGAGCACCUCCGAGACAUGGACCGAGACGCCGCCGAGAUGAGGACUGUCGAAAAGCAGGAAGGGCUUCUUGAUGACCCAGCUGAGGCCGCCCGAUAUGCGACCAUGCGUGCCCCGGGCAACACCUACCUGACGAUGGGGCCAGACAUUCUGCAUGCAAUCUUCAUCGGCUGGUGGCUUUACAUCCGUGACGCGCUGCGGGGCAACGACAGGAUGGCCGUCACCAAGGACGGGCAAAUGGCAGAAAUGUACCCCGAUGCAAGACUCGCUGACAUCGCCCUUCCAAGCUCUGGCAACUACUGGGUGAGCGGCGCAAACUACACGGCGUCAGAACACGCCGCCGUCAUGAUGGUCGCCCCUUUUGUGAUGGAAGGUGAAGGGAUCCCCAUCAAGCGCGCGGCCCUCGUGGGGGUCCUCGAGUGGCUCGAGAGCUGCGUGCGCGCCCCCUUCCACACCGAUGCAAGCUUGACUGAGCUUGAUCAACGGACCAGGAGGAUGGUUCAAGUUGUUGAGGCUGUUUUCCCCCGCGGCGGCCAGGGGUACAACCUGCUGAAAGUCCACCUGCUAACCCAUCUGCCGGACUUCAUUCGCCGCAACGGAGUGCCGCGCGAGUUCUCUGCUGCAGUCUAUGAAAACGCUCACAUUCGUACCUGCAAGUUACCAAUCACAGAGCACCUCAUUCCCCUCGCUGUCUGCACAUGCCCGCACCUUGCACUCCUAUCCCAGGCCAUGGCGACGGGCAUCCCGCAACUGACGAGGGCAAGCAGGUCGCUCACCAGCCAGCCCCAGGGGGGCGAGCCUGCAGACUCGGUCUUUGAUCAGCUGAACGUGGCACUGGGCGGGAUUCUUGCGGCAUACGACAGUGCCAUGCGCGCUGCAUGCUUGCGCCCGUUUCCAGCCAUGGUGCACACGGCGCUUGCCCUGCCGGCGGGAGAGACGGACCUUGGGACCCUGCGGCCCCACUAUGUCCGUGCUGCUGCUUCCCUGCACGGGCACAAGGCAUUCUCGUGCGUGGAGUACGAGACGGAUGCCGGGCAGCAAGAGCACGGUAGGCUUCUCAUGCUGCUGGAGGCCGAGCGGGAUGUGCCGGAGGACGUGCAGGUGGAGGUGGCAGUGAUCCAGAGGCUAGUGGAUCAGGGGCUGGACGCCCACACCGGCUGCCGCACCCUCUCCGCACCAUUGGCCCAGGGUGGGCUGGCAGUCAUUGAGGUGGCAGCGAUCCGCCGUGCGGUUCACUGCGUGCCCUCGUUCGAGCGGCGAGGGCUGUGGUAUUUGAACAGAUGGGCCUACAGGUGCACGGAGAGCCUUACUUGA